AUGCUCAAGCAAGCCAAGCCCAAGAAUGCUCGCGCCAAGCGCGAAAUGAAAAAGCGCGAGCCGCAGCAGAAUGAGAACCCGAAGACGACGCUCUUUGUUUCAGGCCAAAAGACGUCGCAAAUCCUCAAGCUUGCCGUUGCCGAUCUUACCACUAUCAAGCGUCCUUUUGUCGAGCGCUUCACCAAGAAGAAUGACAUCCACCCCUUCGACGAUGCCUCAUCUCUCGAGUUCUUCUCCCAGAAGAACGACACCUCGCUCCUCGUUCUGUCGCUGCACUCGAAGAAGCGCCCACACUGCCUGACACUCGCCCGCACCUUCUCAUACAAGAUGCUCGACAUGCUAGAGCUCUACAUCAACCCAGAAACAUUCCGCACACUGCAGCAAUUCAAGAACAAGAAGCCCUCGAUUGGUCUCAAGCCCAUGAUUAGCUUCCACGGCACCGUCUUCGAAGACCCCAACCAGACAAAGUACACGCUAGCCAAGAGCCUGUUUCUAGAUUUCUUCAAGGGACAAGACACAAACGAAAUCGAUGUCGAGGGCCUGCAAUACCUCGCCUCCAUCUCGGCCGAAGAGCCUACCGACGAGCUGCCCAACCCACCCAUCCACCUGCGCUUCUACCUUCUGCGCACAAAGCGCUCCGGCCAGAAGCUGCCGCGCAUCGAAGUCGAGGAAAUGGGUCCACGCAUGGACUUUACUCUCGGCCGCGAAAUGUUCCCUGACCCAGAUAUGCUCAAGCAGGCCAUGAAGACACCCAAGGGCGCAGAGGCACGCACCAAGAAGAACAUUGAUAUGAACGCCAUGGGUGACAAGACGGCCAAGGUCCACGUCGGCAAGCAGGACUUUGGCAACCUGCAGACAAGAAAGAUGAAAGGUCUCAAGCGUGGUCGUAAUGAGGAUGAUGACGACGAGGAGGCUGGUGUCGAAGACAGCGGAAGCGACGACGAUGAUGAGGUAGAGGAGAAGACACCCAAGAAGAUGAGAGUUUGA
Molecule: messenger RNA, 987 nt
Organism: Bipolaris oryzae ATCC 44560
Lineage: Eukaryota; Fungi; Ascomycota; Dothideomycetes; Pleosporales; Pleosporaceae
Exons: 2
Coding region: 1-987 (328 amino acids)
Biological process (GO): ribosomal large subunit assembly; maturation of LSU-rRNA from tricistronic rRNA transcript (SSU-rRNA, 5.8S rRNA, LSU-rRNA)
Cellular component (GO): nucleolus
Molecular function (GO): rRNA binding
Source: RefSeq, a predicted model, not a curated record